Onychomys torridus (southern grasshopper mouse) is the source of this 4582-nucleotide messenger RNA. RefSeq names its product anoctamin 1 (gene Ano1). Gene Ontology annotation, cellular component: plasma membrane. Lineage: Eukaryota; Metazoa; Chordata; Mammalia; Rodentia; Cricetidae. The record is from RefSeq and is a predicted model, not a curated record. Gene Ontology annotation, biological process: chloride transmembrane transport. Gene Ontology annotation, molecular function: chloride channel activity; protein dimerization activity.
AUGCCCCCCAGGCGCCUGGCCCAGCAUAUUCUGGGCCUGCUUCUGCUCAGCUGCAGAACCCUCAUCAACCUGGCUAAUCCUCCUGCCUACUGUGCCUCAGAGAAGGAUGUUGUGCUGCUACUUCUGAGGAAAUCCAUGGCCCUUCAGAGUCACCUAGUAGCUGGGGACAUCCUGAAGUUCUGGGUGGCCAUGGUGGGAGAGCCCAACACUGGGAUUAGGUUUCUGAAGGAUCCAGGUUGUGGUCGCUGUAACCAUGAACCCGAUCAUGUGAUACCCUCACAGCAGCGGAACCUGAACCUAGAGGUUGCUGCCUCACUUUUCCUGUUGCACGUCCUUGUUCGUCCGUGGUCUUCGUCCCUAUCCAUCGGUGGCUAUCCCCUGCUGCUCAACUCCCUGUCUGUGGACCCUGAUGCUGAAUGCAAGUAUGGCCUGUACUUCCGGGAUGGGAAACGCAAGGUGGACUACAUCUUGGUGUACCAUCACAAGAGAGCCUCGGGCAGCAGAACUCUGGCCAGGAGGGGACUACAGAAUGACAUGGUCCUCGGGGCCCGCAGUGUCAGGCAGGACCAGCCCCUUCCCGGGAAGGGGAGCCCCGUGGCCGGGGGCUCACCCGAGGCCCCCAUGGAUUACCACGAAGAUGACAAGCGCUUCAGACGAGAGGAGUAUGAGGGGAACCUGUUGGAGGCAGGCCUGGAGCUGGAACGUGACGAGGAUACCAAAAUCCAUGGUGUUGGAUUCGUGAAGAUCCAUGCACCCUGGCAUGUGCUCUGCAGGGAGGCUGAGUUUUUGAAACUGAAGAUGCCCACGAAGAAGGUGUACCACAUCAGUGAGACCCGAGGCAUCCUGAAAACCAUCAACUCUGUACUGCAGAAGAUCACAGACCCCAUUCAGCCCAAGGUUGCUGAGCACAGACCGCAGACCACAAAGAGACUCUCCUACCCUUUCUCCCGGGAGAAGCAACACCUAUUCGACCUGACUGACAGGGACUCUUUUUUCGACAGCAAAACCCGGAGCACAAUAGUCUAUGAAAUUCUGAAGAGAACAACUUGUACAAAGGCCAAGUACAGCAUGGGGCAAGGAGAGGGAAGAAGGAAGGACUCUGCCCUUCUAAGUAAACGGCGGAAGUGUGGGAAAUACGGCAUCACCAGCCUUCUGGCCAACGGCGUAUACUCAGCCGCAUACCCUCUACACGAUGGAGACUAUGAAGGUGACAAUGUGGAGUUCAACGACAGAAAACUCCUGUAUGAGGAGUGGGCAAGCUAUGGGGUCUUCUACAAAUACCAGCCCAUUGACCUGGUCAGGAAAUACUUUGGUGAAAAGGUUGGCCUGUACUUUGCCUGGCUGGGUGCCUACACCCAGAUGCUCAUCCCUGCCUCUAUUGUGGGUGUCAUUGUCUUCCUCUACGGAUGUGCCACUAUGGACGAAAACAUCCCCAGCAUGGAGAUGUGUGACCAGAGACACAAUAUCACCAUGUGUCCCCUGUGUGACAAGACCUGCAGCUACUGGAAGAUGAGCUCAGCCUGUGCCACGGCCCGUGCCAGUCACCUCUUUGACAACCCUGCCACGGUCUUCUUCUCUGUGUUUAUGGCCCUCUGGGUCUGUAUGCUGAGUGUGAAGAAGCGCCGGGAUGGUCCAGAAGAACCGACCAACAAAUGGAAGCAGAGGGUUAGGACAGCCAUGGCAGGGGUGAAAUUGACAGACAAGGUGAAGCUGACCUGGAGGGACCGCUUCCCAGCGUAUUUCACCAACCUUGUCUCCAUCAUCUUCAUGAUCGCAGUGACAUUUGCCAUUGUGCUGGGAGUUAUUAUCUAUAGAAUCUCCACGGCUGCAGCCUUGGCCAUGAACUCCUCCCCCUCGGUGCGGUCCAACAUCAGGGUGACGGUCACGGCCACCGCUGUCAUCAUCAACCUCGUCGUCAUCAUUCUUCUAGAUGAGGUUUAUGGCUGCAUUGCCAGGUGGCUCACCAAGAUCGAGGUCCCGAAGACAGAGAAGAGCUUCGAGGAAAGGCUAACCUUUAAAGCCUUCCUGCUCAAGUUCGUGAACUCCUACACUCCCAUCUUCUACGUUGCCUUCUUCAAAGGCCGGUUUGUUGGACGGCCGGGCGACUACGUGUACAUCUUCCGCUCCUUCCGGAUGGAAGAGUGUGCUCCAGGCGGCUGCCUCAUGGAGCUCUGCAUCCAACUGAGCAUCAUCAUGCUGGGCAAGCAGCUGAUCCAGAACAAUCUCUUCGAGAUCGGCAUCCCGAAGAUGAAAAAGUUCAUCCGCUACCUGAAGCUGCGCAGGCAGAGCCCCUCCGACCGAGAGGAGUACGUGAAGCGGAAGCAGCGCUAUGAGGUGGACUUCAACCUCGAACCCUUCGCCGGUCUCACGCCCGAGUACAUGGAAAUGAUCAUCCAGUUCGGCUUUGUCACCCUGUUUGUCGCCUCCUUCCCUCUGGCUCCGCUGUUCGCCCUGCUAAACAACAUCAUCGAGAUCCGCCUGGAUGCCAAAAAGUUUGUCACUGAGCUACGGAGGCCCGUAGCCAUCAGAGCCAAAGACAUCGGCAUCUGGUAUAACAUUCUCAGAGGCGUCGGGAAGCUGGCUGUCAUCAUUAAUGCCUUUGUGAUCUCGUUCACGUCUGACUUCAUCCCUCGCCUGGUGUACCUCUACAUGUACAGUCAGAACGGGACCAUGCACGGCUUUGUCAACCAUACCCUCUCCUCCUUCAAUGUCAGCGACUUCCAGAAUGGCACAGCACCCAACGACCCACUGGACCUGGGCUAUGAGGUUCAGAUCUGCAGGUACAAAGAUUACCGUGAGCCUCCGUGGUCAGAACACAAGUAUGACAUUUCUAAAGACUUCUGGGCUGUCCUGGCCGCCCGGCUGGCAUUUGUCAUUGUCUUCCAGAACCUGGUGAUGUUCAUGAGUGACUUCGUGGACUGGGUGAUCCCUGACAUCCCCAAAGACAUCAGCCAGCAGAUCCACAAGGAGAAGGUUCUCAUGGUGGAGUUGUUCAUGCGUGAGGAGCAGGGCAAGCAGCAGCUACUAGACACAUGGAUGGAGAAGGAGAAGCCGAGGGACGUGCCUUGCAACAACCAUAGCCCCACAACCCGGCCAGAGGCAGGUGACGGCAGCCCAGUCCCCAGCUACGAGUACCACGGGGGCGCGCUGUAGCUUCAAUGGCAGGCCAGCAGGCCAGCAGGCUUCUGACCAUCACCAAGUGACCACCCGGUUUCCUCCAGAGCCAGCACUUUUAGCCCCACCAGGGCCUGUGGCUCUUGUGUUAUCUGCACAUGUGGAGGGCCACUCUGACAUGACAAUUGUCUUCUUUCUUUUUUCUGUUUCUUCUCAUUCUUGCACAAUGCCAUUAAGCAGGGACAUUUUUAUCUUUAGUAUUCAAUGCCAAGGAUGGCUGGUGAUAGAGCUGAACGGGGCAAGGGCAUGUUCCACAGACCCAUAGUGGGGGACCUAGAGCCCCCUCCAUAGUGGUAAGGGGCCAAGGCCUUGAAUCAGCAUCCUUCAUCUGAUGGAUGCUUUGGAAUAGGGACAGAGUGGUGUCUAGGAACCUGGUGACAUUUUGCAGGAGGAUGACUUAGACUCAGGUUCCCAAAGAUGUCACCUGCUCUAGUUGGACAAGCUGGAUGAUUCCACUGUCCUUCCUUCUGGGAGCUCAGAAGUUCAGACCUGGCUACCCAAACAGUACACACAUGGUAGCUUUGUGCUAUGUGCUGGUAACGGAGGGGUGCAGGUACCUGGUUGACCAGCACUCUUGGUGUCCCUGGCAGGCUCCACAUCAGCUACUCAAGGGCCCCUCACACCGAGCUGAUGUCCUCCUUGUGAGGCAAGCUGGAGUGACAGGCGGAACAUCUCUAAAAAGGCCUAAGGGUUUCACCAAGCCCCAGGGCCUCCGUGGGUUCCUUUGCUGCUCUUUAUAACAACAUAUUGGUUUUUGUCUAAAAAUCAAUAAUGUGGUGGAUUGGGGGGAUUUUCUUUCUGUAGCUCAAGGUGGAAGGGGUUUAUUUUGUCAGUUAACCAAAUGCUGAGAGGAAAUUAGAAUAUCAUUACUACCAAAGAUUUUUCUCGGUAAAGACUUCUAUUUUGGUAACACACCUAUAUUUUCACUCACGGGGAUAUGAGAUCCUUGGCACUUACUGUUGUAAUAGCCUCGAAAACAAGCCUCACGGGCCGGCUUCAGUUGGUGUGCUAACCAGCUGGGCAGGUCUCUCAGCACUGUAGCCCCAAGUGUCUUGCCCAAGCUGGAAGAGGCAACUCCCUACGCUCGCCUUAGGGCAAGGCUGGGGGCAAGGCUGUAGUCGGCAGCUGGGGUCUGAGGCAUGGCCUUUGAAGGUUUUCACUGUUUGCUAAAAUCAUGAGACCUGAUGCUUCUCCUUUCUCUUGUGCGGUGAAGUGGUUUCCAAUGAUGUUUUGUAUAUAGCUGUCAUAUCCAGAAUUAGGUAAUUACCAAAAAUUCUUUUACAGAAACCAUUUUUUUAAAAAAGAAAAAAAAACAAAAACAAAAAAACAAAACAAAACUGAAUGUACACACACCCAUAGGAGACUGUGGCUGAACAUUUGUCAAAAUAAAUUUGAAUACACAACCCUG